AUGCCUCUCUCACUCACCACAUCAGUUACCAGAAUGCCGCCCAAACCACCUUGCCACUUCUACAAGUUGCCCAACGAGCUCACCCUCUCAAUAAUGGAGCGCAUCGCCGUCAACUCUCCUCGCGACCUAUACAGCCUCACCAACAUCUACCAACCCGCCUACGCGCUCUUCAAUAGUAUCCUAGGCCUCCGUCUCGUGCAAGCGAUACCGGAAGAUCCCAUCGUAGCCGAAGGCGAAAUGAAAAGCAACAAGGCCUGCACCACCUCUACUCUCAACCACCUGCGCCGUCUGGCCGAAGGCAAAACAGAGCUCGAAAGGUUGUCGCGCUGGUAUGAAGAAAGUCAACAUAGCUUCGGGGUCGACGCGUGUCGCCUGCCGACUCGACAUGAAAGACUACGCCCACGAUUCCAGAUCAGGAGUUGGCGACUUGAGGACGAGAUUGAGCCAGCUUUCAGGCGGUUGAUGUGGGUUGUCAAUCGACUUGAGAACAACAAGUCUCUGCCGGGCUCUGUGGCUGACGAGAGAGAGAGAGAGGCAGCGGUGUUGAAACGAUUCCUUUGCGGCUAUCUGGAUGGAUGGUUUGGUGAUUUCGGAUACGAGCAGCUGUUGAUUAUGCGAGACAUUCUUUAUGCCUUCUGCGGUGAACAUACCGAUAAGUCAUUGAUUGCAAGUGUGGAUCAGUUGGCCAGAAGGAAUCGGAGCCUGAAUUUGUUGAGAAUGGUGGGCCAGGAGGGCUGUCAGGCGGCAGCUAUCUUGGGCGCGAAGCUCGACAAUAAGAUUGAGAACAGGCGAAAGGUCAGGCCGAAGUUUUAUCAGCUGUUGCCGUGA
Molecule: messenger RNA, 828 nt
Organism: Recurvomyces mirabilis
Lineage: Eukaryota; Fungi; Ascomycota; Dothideomycetes; Mycosphaerellales; Teratosphaeriaceae
Exons: 2
Coding region: 1-828 (275 amino acids)
Source: RefSeq, a predicted model, not a curated record